Molecule: messenger RNA, 1437 nt
Organism: Fusarium mangiferae
Lineage: Eukaryota; Fungi; Ascomycota; Sordariomycetes; Hypocreales; Nectriaceae
Exons: 1
Coding region: 1-1437 (478 amino acids)
Source: RefSeq, a predicted model, not a curated record
AUGUCAUCCCCAUCUAACAAUACGAAUAGCGAACAGCAGGGUGCUCUGACCGAUCUUCCAACUGAGCUUCUACGUGAGAUACUCGGCCAGGAUCGUCUGAAAUGGGAGGACUACUACAACCUCCGCCGUACAUCAUCUCGGCUAUUCCAGCUUGCUCGCGAGCCCAUGUACCAGGGAGGAGACUACUGCGUCUUUCGAGUGGCUUGCUUUCGCGGUGAUCUCGAUAUGCUAGCUCUUUGUGCUCAGUAUAGCGCCGUGCCGACGAAGUUCAGCUGGGAGACCCUGUCCGAGGGUCAUUUGGGUCUCACCCAGCCGGGAAAUGGCCUGUACGGAGGGCAGGCUGAGGAUAACUACCAGGAGUCUAGGCAUUACAAUGCCUGGGGCAAAGGGUUUUACGGGCCCGGCGACAUUGUUAUACUAGGAUUCUACGAAGGUAACUUUUCUGCAGAGAGAUUCAUCAAGGUUUGGCAAUGGCUGUCGGACCAGGGGUGUGAACUCUUCACUUUCAUGAAGCUACCCUCCGAGAUCAUCAUGGGCUUUCCUUGCUUCUCAUCUGCUCUCCUAUCCAUGCUUCCAACUGUUACCGACAAAGCACAUCACCGAUGCAUUUGCGACGUAAUCCAUUUUCUCUAUAGCAAGGGCUUGAGAAUCCCUCAUCCGGACAAGAGACUUUGGAGGAGAGGAACGUGGCCAGUUUAUUACCCUUUAGCCAGGGAAAAUCGCCCAACCAUGCUGCAGGCUUUGCUGCAGACCAAUUGCCCAUCGUCCAUUCUUGAGCUCUACUUGAGACAGGUCAAUGAUGAGGGCCUUGUUUUCGAUUAUACUAACACAUGGCAUUCAUCCUCCCACGGACUGGGAACAAUCUCGGAAUUUCUUUCCAUCCUGUUCGAUGACAUAUUCGCUCCCUGGAUCUUCAAGGGUGACAGUACCCGCAGUAUGAGCGAUGAUCUCCAGGCAAAGAUCUGCUUACUAACUCAACAUCAGGGUACCAAUGCUUUCGAGCUGUACAUGCUUCGGGACAUUGUUACCGCAUUGCGAAAGAUUGAUGCCAGAAAGGUAAGCCAAGGUGGUCUUGACUUUGAGCGUGAUGGCUUAUGGUGCUGGUAUGAGCUAUGCACAGCAGUUGCUUAUAUCUCUGAUGAGGACGUUCAAAAGGAAACCGUGAAUCUUCACUUCACCGACCCGGGAGACUUGGAGAUGAUUAACCCAUACUUCAGUAGAGGGUGGCUCCCUCACAAAGAACUGGCGUAUGCGAGGAGAAAGGUUCUCGAGAAGAGAGCUCUUGAGUCUGGGCAAGACCCCAAGGACGUUGAGCCACAAGGAGAUGAGCCAGCCGGACGUAAGUGGGCCCAGAUGCCACUGGAUGCUUGGGAUUACAUUCCUAGCCACUCUAUGAUGAUACUCUAUGAGGCUAAAAUGAAAGGUGGCAGAUUGUAA